Molecule: messenger RNA, 855 nt
Organism: Linum trigynum
Lineage: Eukaryota; Viridiplantae; Streptophyta; Magnoliopsida; Malpighiales; Linaceae
Source: the annotation of a GenBank genome assembly
ACCAAACCCGAAUGGACACCCCUAAUUGUCACAAUCUAACUACCUCAUCAUUCCAAUGGAAUAUCCACUCCCCUCCUCUCCCAACCAUGACUUUCCUUCCUUCAUUGGCCAAGCCAAAGUCCAAUCAUUUCCUUAAAACAGUAGACUACACUCAUUUCCAACCUGGAAUUUUUGUCCCAUCCAAGCUUUCCUUGGGUUGGUUGUCUCCCUAAGAUUGGGUAACCCAAAGUUUCAUCAUGAUGCCCCAGUUGACCUUUUUACAAGCUGCUUACCAAGCAUGGAACUGGGAACCUGCUAGAUAAGGAAGGAAACUAGCAGCCAACUCACAUGACAGAGCUGGGAUGGGAAGUCUAAGGUUGGUAAUGGUGGCAUGGUCCAGGAGUUGCACCAAGCACAUUCCUGUAAAAAGAAACCACUGCACAGGGCACAACCUCUGGAGGAAGAUGCAGAAAUAAGCUUUGAAAAUGAGCCAGCUGUGACAUCCUUCAUUUUCCAGAUCCAAUGUUUUCAAAACAUCGAUGGGAUGGGAAACCAUGCCUGGAGAAAGAUGUGUCUCUUUAAAAGUGCUUCUCCAGAUUCCGGCAAAAGAAAUAAAUUAAAAUAACAGAAGAACUGUCAAAGUCCUUGAUCAGUGAUAGAACCUAGACGAAUGACGACUGUAUGAGGAUCUCAGUAACUCUAACAAGCAAAUUUCAGGUAUCUUAUCAUGUUGCACCAGAGUUUCCAAACAGAUAGGAAGAAUGAUGCUAAUGUGUCUCAUAAUGACUUCUUUCAAAUCCAACGAAACUCCAUUCCCAUUCCAAUUGUAAGAUGCAAUAGAUGGGAAAGUCAGAAACCACACUUAUGUACAUAAGC